UGCUAGUUACGUAUAGGGUAUACCGUGAUCGUCGAUAGAACGUGAACUCCGUCUCGGAGUCAGUUGCACUCCGACCGCCGCGGUGGAAUGUCGUCGUAUCCCGGGUCGCAGUCGUCGUCACCCGGGUCGCACGCAAUCACGUCGUCAUUAUCACGGCAGUAGAAUAUCCGCCGCGUCCGUUGUGUUGGUGGUCGCUCUCCGCGUCUCACUCGUUGGGGAUGAGCGAUCGGUGCUCGGGCGAUUCGCGCGAGCGAACGACGAGGUCGAGGGUCGUCGCGUCAGCGUCGGUGUCAGUGUGAGUCGUGUUCGCCGACGGCGGGGGAAUCGGUAGACUCGGCUGAAUACGAGUCAACGUGUUUUGCCAGUUUCUUCUGCCAGUGGCGUGCCGUGGCGUGAAACGGAGUGUGUACAGUUAAAACAGAGUGUCGUAGUCAUGAGUGCGUGACGGUGCGACCGAUCUCUCUCGAGCACCCGCGCGAGUAUUUUCCGGCUACAGGUGUGCGACUACAGGAACGUCGUCCACGAUGGAAGAGCGUCGUCGCGUAGCGUCGCGGUCGGCGAUUCUGUCGACGAUCGUCGUCCUGUGUCUAACGCUGGAUCAUUGUACGGUGCACGGGCGCAGCAUCACGAGUCUCUCGCAGGCGCCGAACGGCUGCGAGUGGAGAAAGGAAGACGACGACGCGGAAAAGGUUCUGGCAUGCCAGGUCAGAACGAUCGCGAACGUGCCCGAUCUAAUUGGAAAUCUUUCAACGAUACAAGUGGACUCCGUAACGUCACUGGGAUUGGAAUGCAGUGACGUAUUAUUUUUCGAAAGUCAGCAAGAAGAUCCGCAAGGCUUCCUGUCGCCGUUGCCGCGUCUCACGAAGCUGCGCGUCGAUUAUUGUAAAAUUCGAAAACUGCCAGGCGGUGCGUUCAUUCCGGUGCACAAUCUUCGCAGUCUGUCCCUGCGAACGCACAAUCAUUGGUUACACAUGGAGCUCCAAGUAGAUCCCGACACACUUCGCGGUCUGACGAAUCUGCAGCAUCUCGAUCUCGCCGACAACAAUAUCUGGACGUUGCCGCAGGAACUGUUCUGCCCCGUGCAGAAUCUCGUGAGUUUGAAUCUGACGCGCAACAAGUUACAGGACAUCAUGUCCCUGGGUUUCGCCAAUUGGGACGAAUCCUGCACGCCGAAUCUCGAAAUUCUCGACAUCAGUAAUAACGACCUCAGUGCCUUGCCCGACGGCGCGCUCAGCAGCUUACGUAGCUUGAGCGUGCUGAAGGUACAGGAUAACUCGAUCGGCUCCGUGGGUGACCACGCUCUGACCGGCCUCACCUCUCUACGAAUUCUGAAUAUGUCUAGCAAUAGACUCGUCGCACUGCCACCAGAACUGUUUUCUAAAACGAGAGAGCUGAGAGAGCUGAUACUUAGCAACAAUUCUCUCACGGUAUUAGCGCCCGGCUUGCUGGACAGUCUCGAGGAGCUUCAGGAGUUAGAUCUCAGCAAUAACGGCUUGACGAGCCCUUGGGUGAAACGGGAUACCUUCUCGCAACUGACCCGUCUUGUCAUACUCGAUCUAUCGUUCAACGCUUUGACGAGAAUCGACGCGUCCGUCUUCAAAGGUCUGAGCAGCCUGCAGAUUCUGAAACUUGAGCAUAACAAUAUCGAUACGCUCGUCGACGGCUGCUUUGCCUCGCUCAUCAACUUGCAUUCCUUAACGCUUUCGCACAAUAGAAUCGCCAGAUUCGAGCCGAUGCACACGAUCGGUCUCAGCGCGCUCGGGCAACUCUUCCUGGACAGCAACAGACUGCGCGUCCUACAUAGGCACGUGUUCACCAAUCUCACGAACCUCCAGGAUCUCUCUUUGAGCGGAAAUUCUCUGACGGAAGUUCCUUACGCGGUUCGCGUGUUACAUUCACUCAAAACUCUCGAUCUAGGUAACAAUCAAAUGUCUAGAAUCGAUAACGACUCGUUUGCCGGUUUGAACGAAGUCUACGGAUUGCGUUUAGUCGACAACAAGUUGGAGAACGUGUCGCGCGAUGCAUUCGCUACUUUGCCAGCGUUACAAGUGCUUAACUUAGCGAAUAAUUUUAUUCGUCAUGUGGAACAGAGCGCUUUCUCGAAUAAUCCGGUAUUACGAGUUAUAAGACUGGACGGAAAUCAAUUGACGGAGAUACGUGGUGCUUUCACGAGUCUCUCGACUCUCGUUUGGCUAAACGUGUCCGAUAACAAGCUGCUGUGGUUCGACUACAGCCACCUACCGUCAAGUAUAGAGUGGCUGGACAUACACUCCAAUCAAAUAAGCGAGCUGGGGAAUUACUACAUGGUGCGCAACAAUCUGCGAAUAAAGAUGCUAGAUGCCAGCUACAACUUCAUCACCGAGAUCAGGGAUAUUAAUGUGCCGGAUAGUGUGGAGAUGCUGUUCCUGAACAACAACAAAAUACGCAGCGUGGCGGCCGGCACAUUUUCGCAGAAGCCGAAUCUGGAGAAGGUGGUGCUCUAUGGCAACGAGAUCAGGAAGCUGGAGAUCGCCGCCCUCGAUCUGCAUCCGAUGCCGAAGAACAAGGAACUUCCAUCAUUUUACAUCGGAGACAAUCCCAUUCUCUGCGACUGUAGCAUGGAGUGGCUGCCGCGAAUCAACGAUGAGAAGCACGACCGGCGCGGUCAGUAUCCGCGUGUCAUGGACCUCGACGCCGUCACGUGCGACAUGGUGCACGCUCGCGCCACGCCGCGGCGUCCUCUGCUGUCCUUGAAGUCGAAGGACUUUCUCUGCCGAUACGAUACGCACUGUUUCGCCCUCUGUCACUGUUGCGACUUCGACGCGUGCGACUGCGAGAUGACCUGUCCCGACAAUUGUUCGUGCUAUCACGAUCAUAGCUGGUCCAGCAACGUCGUCGACUGCUCCAACGCUGGAUACAAACACGUGCCGGAGCGAAUACCCAUGGACGCGACGGAGAUCUAUUUGGACGGUAACGAGCUGGGUGAUCUCAGCAGCCACGUUUUCAUCGGCAAACGUCGCUUGGAGGUGCUGUUUUUAAACAACAGCGGUAUCGUCGCGAUACACAAUCGCACGUUCAAUGGUGUCGGUGCCUUGCGCGUUCUUCAUCUCGAGGACAAUUCGUUGCGGGAGCUGCGGGGCUUCGAAUUCGAUCAGUUGGAGCGCAUGUCGGAGCUGUAUCUGGAUCAUAACGCGAUCGCCACCGUGGGCAAUACGACUUUCAAGAAGAUGCGAAAUCUCGAAGUGCUACGACUGGACAGCAAUCGCAUCGUCGACUUCCGACCGUGGGAAGCUUUGCCGAGCGUCGGUGACGGCACCAAGGUCGCGCUGGAGGGCAACGCGUGGAGCUGCGAGUGCGCGAACGCUGCCAAACUGCGCGCCUGGCUCGCGGAGCAUCGCGGUGAUCCGGAGAAGAUGUACUGCCGCGACGGCAUCGAGACUCUCGCCCAGGCAAUGGAGCGAUGCGGCGAUCCGUCCACGGAAGCCGAGAGACGCGGUAUUCAGGAAAUCCCGCUGCUGGGCAGUAACUUUGUGCCCCUGCUCGCCGGCGCUUUGGUGGCCGUGAUCGCCAUCUGCCUCUUCGUCGCCCUCGCCUUCGUCUUCCGUCAGGACGUGCGGCUCUGGGCCCACGCGCGUUACGGGCUGCGACUCGGCAAAAUGGCGGCACCGCCUGACGAGGAGAGAGAUAGACUGUACGACGGUUAUAUUAUCUACAGCGAACGCGACGAGGACUUUGUCUCCAGAUUCCUCGCGGCUGAAUUGGAGCAAGCCGGCUUGGCUCUCUGUUUACAUUGGCGCGACUUGCCGCCGGCCAGACCGCAGGAGGCGUUACCACCGGCCGCGGCCUCCGCCAGACGCAUCGUGAUAAUCUUCUCGCCGGUCUUCCUCGCGAACGAGUGGCAGCACGUGGAGUUUCGCGCCGCUUUGAGAACGGCGCUGGAGAACAUCAGACCGACUUCGCGAAAGCGUCGCGUGGUAGUGCUGCUCGCUACCGAGACACCUACCCGAGAUCCGGAGUUGCAGCUGUUGCUGCAGACGUGCACAGUGGUGAUCUGGGGCGAGAAGAGGUUUUGGGAGAAGCUGAGGUUCGCCAUGCCGGACUCGGUCGACAAGCGACGCGACAGCAAGAAGGUCAACGACCGCAAUCGCACGCCGACGCGGUACACCGCGGCGCCGUCCGCCGCCGUGGACGUGUGGACCAAGCCUAAUGGCGUUUUGGUCGCACCGGUGCACCACGCACCCACGCCGACACCCACGCAGUCUACCUACGUCAGUUCGGCGUCCAGUCGUACCGAGGACGAGGACAGCGGCGCGGAGCAUCAGCAUCAGCAUCCGCAUCAUCAACAUCAUCAGCUUCAUCCGCAUCAGCACGGCUACAGUGCGCUGCAUGCCGGUAACGGCCGUCCGGCCAGUCUGUCCUCGCGGGGCAGCCAUCUCUACAGCACCAUACCGGAACCGCCGGUGGUGCCGACCGCGCCACCCGGGGAGGCCCUCGCUCCCGCGCAUCCAGGCAAUCCGCGUACUUACUUCGUCUAGCGCAGAAGGGCGGCGAUCGUGCUCCGAUCCGGCAGGAGAUAGACCGACGCACAUACGCAUACACUUCCCACCUUUUUCUUCCGGUCUUCGUCUCGCUUCCGGUACCCGCUGGGGGGCACGGUCGUCCGGCCGUAUCGCGACGUUUCUCGUUGGGAGAGAGAUCGAGAUGUAAAAAAUUCCUCCGCUUCAGGAUAGCUGUGGCUACAACACACUUGUACAGUAUUCCCAGUACUCGCGACGUAUCGACCGUACGUCACCCCGACUGAGGCGCUUUAACUCUUCCACUUGCGGGGUCGAUCGCCCCGAACGAAUCACACUCGGUCGCGAACAGAUGAUCCGUUCGCAACACGCGCGCAUAAUAUUAUAUACGUACGAAAUCGAUUCGAUGCCUUGUGCUUAUUACCACAAUGUACGAUGGAAUAGAUUUAACGGCUUUGACUUUUCUUUCUCUCGAACUUAGGAUACGCGAGACGCGCGCGCGCGAGAUCGUCGCUGUUCGUUUCUUUCUCGGUAUCUCUUUUUCACGUCGUUGCGCAAUGUUCUUCCAAAUCACGACCAAAUACUUACCGUUUCGAAACGUUCACGGAACGCGGAGUUCCAAGGACCGCUUUCCCCACGUAUACAUCUUGUAAAUAAUGACGCGGUAUCGGUGAGAAUCUAGAUUUUUUGCGCUUUGAGUUAGCGAGCGAGACGUCGCGUGAAAUGUAAUUAAGGAUCGACAUUAAUUUACCUGUGUACAUACGUAUAUCCGCGCUCUCUCUAAUUUCUCGCGAAUCUCCUUUGCGCGUCUCUAUGUCGACUCAUUUAUUCGCCACGCGAAAUCAUGAUAAAUCAUCGUGACCCGAAACUGGGUCGCGAUCAAAAGCAACUGUGCGAAUUUUACCGAUUGUUUCAUUACGAUGGAUAGGUCUCCAAUUUAAAUGUUUUGUCAUCUGAUCCCUUUCACAUACGAAUCCUUUGAUUUAGAGUCGUCCCGUUUCGAUUUGCAUUAAUUGUCAUAACUGUCAGUAAAUUCGCCAAUAUUUGUGGUUUGGAUACGAUGAACGCGGUGAAUAAUGAUAAUAAUGGCAAUAGUUAAAUGUAGUACAGGGACUGAUGUUAUGACGCACAACGCGGAUCACUUUGUGAAUAUUAAUUAAAUCGUGUCGCUAAUUUUUGUUUCUAACAUCAUUCACGUCAGACCGCAUACGCGGAACAAUCGUAAUAAUAUUUGUAACGGUAUUAGGAACAAAAAAAAGGUACAAGAGAGAAUGUAAAGUGUUCUUUAUAAAUAUUUAUUUUAAAUACGCUUGGACAAAUGCAUUUAUUUUAUAUCGUACACGGUGAUACUUUAUUUUAUUAGUAAUAUAACCGUAUUAUGCAUCUGACAACUUAAUUGCGAAUAUUUAUAUAUACAUAUACAUAUAUAUAUUAUACAUAUAUUUUUUUCGAUGCUCGAAAUAACGUUGCACGAGGGAAAUAAAGUGAUAUGUACAUAUACGUACAAAUACUGUACGAUCGCUUUUUUUUUGGUUCAUCCGUUUGGAAUAGGCAUCGAAAUGACGACGAAAUCAUUUUCACGUAGUAGAUUUUCAACUAUUAAUUUUAAAUACGUGUGAAAUUUUUUUCAAGUAUUCAUAAAUGAUUUUUGAUGAGGCGAGCUAAAAUGUAGAUACAUUACGAAUAUAUUUUUCCUUUCGACUCGAGAAAUCUUAAGAUAAAGUUCCUCGCGCAUCUGACACUUCUUUGGGACCCGAGGCGCAUCCCUCUUUGCCAUUCCUGUCGUUUGUUCGUCAAUCACUCGCGAUGAAGUGGAUAACGAAUCAUCAAGUGUUAAAUGACAGAAAGAAAAGACAGACGUCUCGCGAGAGCUUGUUCCUAAAGAUUCACGACUGUCUUGGUGAAGUAACGGUCGCAUAACGCUUAUUAGUCCGUAAGUGAAACUCUCUGUACAUAUUGUAUCUAAUUUUGUAAAUACAAUCAUGCACAUUUCCGAGCACACCGAAGACCAGCGCAGCUGGAAACGUUACUGGUCGUGGAUUCGUCUUAACUAUAAUUGCGCGUUUAGGACUGUAUAAUUCUAAUUGUAUUGUAUUAUUGUAAAUACGCUCAUCGAAUCACGCAUUAUAUAUUCACAGUCUGUUAAAUACGUAUUAAAUUAAUUGCCACUUUCCAUUUCAGCAAAGAAUCAUGAAAAUAAACACGUUUGUUUUA
Solenopsis invicta (red fire ant) is the source of this 6707-nucleotide messenger RNA. Its product is annotated as toll-like receptor Tollo. The transcript has a single exon. Gene Ontology annotation, cellular component: extracellular matrix. Gene Ontology annotation, biological process: signal transduction. The record is from RefSeq and is a predicted model, not a curated record. NCBI's taxonomy places the organism in Eukaryota, Metazoa, Arthropoda, Insecta, Hymenoptera, Formicidae. Gene Ontology annotation, molecular function: protein binding. The coding region runs from base 525 to 4514 and encodes 1329 amino acids.